GGGGGUGGGGGGUGGGGGUGGGGACAGGUGUCCCCCUGAAAUAGAGCGCAAGCUGCAGCCUGAGUUUGGCCGUAACCCAGGAAGUAACGUCAGUUAACAACGUUAAAGACAUUGUGCUAGUUGCUAUGGAGAAUAUAAAAACCCAAGAAGACAAUAUCCCUGCCCUCAAGAAGUUUACAGUUGAGAGACAGCCAUACCAAAAGAAAGACUAUAAUAAAUACUUUAAAGGAAAGACAGGUAAGAAUGACCACUUUAACUCACCGGGCCCGUCGUACAGAAGUAGGGAAGAACUCUGAAAAGAAGGUGGAAAGUGAGGAAGACACUAAUCAAGAUAGAAGUCAAGACAAUGAGGACACUGAAGACUCUAAGGAUAUCCGCCUCACGCUUAUGGAAGAAGUAUUGCUCCUGGGACUAAAAGAUAAAGAGGGUUACACAUCUUUCUGGAAUGACUGCAUAUCAUCUGGCCUGCGAGGGGGCAUCCUGAUAGAGCUGGCCAUGCGAGGUCGAAUCUAUCUAGAACCCCCCACCAUGCGUAAGAAGCGACUACUAGACAGAAAGGUACUACUAAAGUCAGACAGCCCAACGGGUGAUGUUUUACUGGAUGAAACUCUCAAACACAUCAAAGCAACUGAACCCACAGAAACUGUCCAAACAUGGAUAGAGCUACUCACUGGUGAGACCUGGAACCCUUUCAAAUUACAGUACCAGCUGAGAAAUGUAAGAGAGAGAAUUGCAAAGAACCUAGUAGAGAAGGGUAUUCUAACCACUGAGAAGCAGAAUUUCCUCCUAUUUGACAUGACUACUCACCCAGUGACCAAUACAACAGAGAAGCAGCGACUAGUGAAAAAGCUUCAAGACAGUGUCCUAGAGCGGUGGGUAAAUGACCCUCAGCGUAUGGACAAGCGAACACUAGCACUACUGGUGCUAGCCCACUCCUCUGAUGUGCUAGAGAAUGUCUUCUCCUCUCUGACAGAUGACAAGUAUGAUGUGGCAAUGAAUCGGGCCAAGGACCUAGUGGAACUGGACCCUGAGUUAGAGGGGACAAAGCACAGUGCCACAGAGAUGAUCUGGGCUGUGCUGGCAGCCUUCAAUAAAUCCUAAAGCCAGCAGGUGGGUUUCUCCUUUUCCCUUGCUGGCCAGUGACUGUCAGAGACACCAUCACCAAGCUUUGUGUGAUGAGAUGUUUUCCAUCAUGUUUUUUCCUUCUCUUGAAUCAAACUCGUUAUUUGGGGAGAGCAACUUCAAGGCUCCUGUAUAGACCUUGACUAUUAUAAGCAGACUUUAUUUUUCCCUAUACUUCCACUCCAGAGGUGAAUAAACUGGGUGAACCAACACACAACCAAUAAAUAAAAAUUUUCUCUCAUUUCUUGGUUUACUUCCAUCUAGUGUGCUUUUGCACUAGCAGGAAUAUCUAAGUGAGAUUUGGAUUUCUCUAGCCACAGAAUGUGAAUGAGAUAUAGAGCAAACCAUUUAUCAUAUUUUUAAAAUUUUAUUUUCCAUUUUAAAUAUAUGUUUUCAGUCUGUCUCUCAGGCUCUGCUAAGUAAUGUAGCUUGUUGAAGUAACCAUCUCUUUGAAUAAGGGGCAAUGGAAACAAAACUAAUUUUUGGAGCA
Physeter macrocephalus (sperm whale) is the source of this 1612-nucleotide messenger RNA. It is a transcript of the gene GOLPH3L, whose product is annotated as golgi phosphoprotein 3 like. The record is from RefSeq and is a predicted model, not a curated record. NCBI's taxonomy places the organism in Eukaryota, Metazoa, Chordata, Mammalia, Artiodactyla, Physeteridae. Gene Ontology annotation, molecular function: phosphatidylinositol-4-phosphate binding. Gene Ontology annotation, biological process: Golgi to plasma membrane protein transport; Golgi organization; Golgi vesicle budding. Gene Ontology annotation, cellular component: Golgi cisterna; trans-Golgi network; cytosol. The transcript is spliced from 6 exons. Bases 244 to 1101 code for a protein of 285 amino acids.